GGGGAAUGUGUGCGGAUGCCGAUCUCCGGCCUCGGCCACGCUCGGGCCCUUCUCUCGCUUCAUUUCAAUCUCUCUUUCCUCUUCCUUCGGGGUGUUUGGCGAGAGCGCGGGCGGGCUCCAGGCAGGGAUACUCGGGGGUCGGGGCGGGAUCGCCCCCGGGGCAGCCCCGGCCCUGGAAACCCGGGAAGUGCAGCGAGGGGUGAGCCGUCUUGCACAACUGUUGUUUCCUUUCGUUUUCCAUUUGUCGGGAGUGUGGUAGGAUGCUCUUCCGCCGGAGCGGGCUUUGUGCGGAGUAGGGAAGCAAAGCCUUCAGCUGAGGACUUAGGAGAUAAGAAAGAAGGGGAGUACAUUAAACUCAAAGUCAUUGGGCAGGACAGCAGUGAAAUUCACUUCAAGGUGAAAAUGACAACACACCUCAAGAAACUCAAAGAAUCAUACUGUCAAAGACAGGGUGUUCCAAUGAAUUCACUCAGGUUUCUCUUUGAGGGUCAGAGAAUUACUGAUAAUCAUACCCCCAAGGAGCUGGGGAUGGAGGAGGAAGAUGUGAUUGAAGUUUAUCAGGAACAGACGGGGGGUCACUCAACAGUUUAGAUCCUUCUGUUUUUCUUCCCCCUUAAUCCUUUUUUAUUUUUAAAUAAUAGUUCUUUUGUAAUGUGGUGUUCAACACUGAAACUGGCACCCCAUCUCUGRGAGUUUACUUUCAAGCGUCUAGUAUUUUGAAUUCUCGUGCUCAUUAUACACUAUUGUUUCUGUUUUCAUUGUGCUGAACUUCUGUGAUCCAGCUGCAACCUUGCUCCCCUCUUCCCUUCUGCUCUCCCCUUUAGGAAUACAUGUACUCACAUGCAUUUGUAUGUUCACUGGGUUCGUGCAUUUCAGGCACGAAGGCUGUAAGAUCUGCCAGGUGGGCGAGUGUUCUUAAUGACUUCCAUAUCUGCCCUGAAGUUUUGAUGUGUGACUGUCUCACUCCUGGACUAUAACUUUCAGUGCGAGAUGAAGUUUUUCAGAGAACUAAACYGUGGAGAAGUUGUGUAUCCAUAACUCAGAGCUAUUUUGCUUAAAUUGUGCUGAUGGCCCAACAAAGAAGAUAGCCGUGUUGGAAGUGGAAAAGCUAGAACUGUUGUCAUCCAUUCCUUGCUCCAGAGAUGGCUUUGCUGAAGACAAAAUUGAAACCCUAAUGAUUUUUAAAUCUUACCAGAAGAGCCCAGAAGCAUUUUAACCUCAUAGAGCAAUUAGUACAYGCAGGUAUCCAUGCAAGAAUGUUCACAGCAGCCAACUGGUGUUACUUUGACACUCUUGUUUGUACCUUUUGGCCUGGGACGUGGGUUUUGAAUGGACAUUGUCUGUACCAGCUUCAUUCAAAAUAAACCAGAAAAACAAUUUUAUAAACAA
Molecule: messenger RNA, 1389 nt
Organism: Malurus melanocephalus (red-backed fairy wren)
Lineage: Eukaryota; Metazoa; Chordata; Aves; Passeriformes; Maluridae
Gene: SUMO1
Product: small ubiquitin like modifier 1
Exons: 5
Coding region: 16-591 (191 amino acids)
Biological process (GO): protein sumoylation
Cellular component (GO): nucleus; PML body
Molecular function (GO): protein tag activity; ubiquitin-like protein ligase binding
Source: RefSeq, a predicted model, not a curated record